AUGUUUGGCCGCGCCCAUAAUCGAGGCCGGAAGGAAUCCAAGCCUCCACACAAAUCCAAAAAUCGAAGCAAGCCUAAGAAUCGCAGCAGAUCCAUGCCUCCAAGCAAACCAAAGCAUCGAAGCAAAGAUCGCGGCCACCACAGUGACCCUUCACAUCAACGACGCCGUGAUCCUUCACGUCAGCCACACCGCGGUGCUUCGCGUCAGCCAUACCGUGAACAGAACUCCGAUAGUGAAGAGGACUCCGAUCAUGCUUAUGAUCAAUCGAAAUCCAAACAUGAGCAAGGCACGAGCACCAACUUAUCCUUCGAUCAAAAAUGGGCUACCCGGUUCCAAGUCUAUGACAAACAACUAUGCUUUUACGAUCAGCACAAGAAAGUAAUUGCUAAAUCCGUUGGCGCGAUACUCGACCCCGACAAGACCACCACCAUCGAAUCAGUAUUCCACCUCGACCUACGCCCCGUCACGCUGGCACGCGAUAUGACGGUCGUCCGAAUCCCAAAUGACCUGUCCGAGAUCAACGAGAUGCUCGGUGCGCCUUCCAUCUUCGCACUCGAGAUCAGAGUUGGGGUCCCCCAGUGCGGCGCAGACGAGCGCUUCGAUAUCAUCGUGUCUCGCAUCGUCGAGCAGCUUUUUAGGAGUGAUGAAGAAGGUAGGCCCCCUCAGCGAGGCCAGCGUGAAUGCCCUUCGUGCCUGCGCCUUGGCAUUCGUUCAGGCGGAUGA
Messenger RNA from Anthostomella pinea, 723 nucleotides. NCBI's taxonomy places the organism in Eukaryota, Fungi, Ascomycota, Sordariomycetes, Xylariales, Xylariaceae. The record is from the annotation of a GenBank genome assembly.